AUGUCCUCGCCGAAAGUGUUCGUCUGCGGCGCAACCGGCAACCAAGGAGGCGCCCUCAUUCAAAAUUUACUUGAUCAUCAUGUUGAGAUCCAUGCGAUCACCCGCAACCUCGAAUCCGAUCCCGCCAAGAAUCUUCUUUCUCUCGGCAUUUCUCUUGCCGAAGGAGACUUCGAUAAUGAAGAACGCCUCAAGCAAAGUAUGAUCGGCUGCACAAGUCUCUUCCUCAACCUGAGUGUCAACCACACCAACCCCACGGGAGAACUCGAGCAAGCUCAGCGACUUCUCUCUCUGGCCAAGCAAGUCGGCAUCCAGCAAGUCGUCUACACCAGUUCCAUGGCCACCAUGGAUCCUACACGUCUGACGCACUGGGAUCCCAACAGUCUUGUGGCUACGGUACUCCUCAGCAAGCAAGCCAUUGAAAACGAAGUUCGAAACGCAGGUUUCAAGCAGUGGGUAAUCUUGCGACCGGGCAACUUCAUGUCAAACUUUCUCAAUCCCCUGGUUCGGAUGUACCAAGGCCUCGUGGAAACGGGCACAUUCACUACCGCCUUUGCUCAGGACACUGUUCUGCCUAUGGUCGACCCAAAUGACACCGGAAAAUUCGCUGCUGCGGCUGUCCUGGACCCUGCCAGAUUCAAUCAGAAGGAAAUCGAGAUCGCAUCGCAGAUGAUGGGAUUGGAGGAUGUGAUGCGGGAUCUAUCGGAAGCAACUGGAAAGGAUUUGAAGAUCAGUUUCAUGUCGGAUGAGGAAGCCAAAGAAAAAGCAGCACAGAAUCCUCUACUCGGCGCUCAGUUGGCAAUUCGCAAUCUGUCGCUGUUUGUGGACAUAGAGGAUACCAAGUCUUGGGGGAUUGAGCUGGGAAGUUUUGCCCAGUUCUUGAAGCGGGAGAAGGCGCGCGUGGAUGCUACCUACAUGUAA
Messenger RNA from Penicillium atrosanguineum, 918 nucleotides. Its product is annotated as NmrA/HSCARG family protein. NCBI's taxonomy places the organism in Eukaryota, Fungi, Ascomycota, Eurotiomycetes, Eurotiales, Aspergillaceae. The transcript has a single exon. The coding region runs from base 1 to 918 and encodes 305 amino acids. The record is from RefSeq and is a predicted model, not a curated record.